This is a messenger RNA of Fonsecaea erecta, 747 nucleotides long. RefSeq lists its product as hypothetical. Bases 1 to 747 code for a protein of 248 amino acids. NCBI's taxonomy places the organism in Eukaryota, Fungi, Ascomycota, Eurotiomycetes, Chaetothyriales, Herpotrichiellaceae. The transcript has a single exon. Gene Ontology annotation, biological process: phospholipid transport. Gene Ontology annotation, molecular function: phosphatidic acid transfer activity. Gene Ontology annotation, cellular component: mitochondrial intermembrane space. The record is from RefSeq and is a predicted model, not a curated record.
AUGAAAUUCUACGAACACUCCUUUAACUACGACUACACCUUCCCUGCCGUGACUUUGGCAUAUUUCCUGCGCUAUCCGAAUCCUUACUCCAGGCAUGUGCUCAGCUCCGACGUAAUCGACCGCUACAUCGAUCCCGAGACCAACCGACUACAUACUGUACGACUGCAUCUGAAAAAAUCCAAAGUCCCCGCCGGCAUCCUCAAAUUCCUUCCUCGUGGCCUUGCCGGCCCGGGUGGUGCAAGCCAGAGCUAUGUCCUGGAGAAGAGCACCAUUGACAUCAAUGAAGGAUGGAUGGAAACAGAGUCUAAAAACAUGGAAUGGACCGGGAUCUUGAGCGUUGUGGAACGGCAGACAUAUAAACGCCAGCGACUGUCCGAGAUUUCAUCUGCCAGUCGAUCGGCCGAUGACCUCCAACCGCAGAGACACAAAGAGACCACCACAUGCAAGACAGUGGUGACGUUCGUAUCACAUCUGGGCCAGAACAAGUUAUUGAGCCGGAAACGGCAAGAACACACCGCAAAUGGCGAAGAAGAUGCGCCAAAGCAGGGCCUGUUUGCCGCAUGGUCGACGGCUGGCAUUCAGCGGACCAUCGAGCUCAUUGGAGUCAAACGGACCAAGACAGCUCUGGUUAACGGAAAAGAAGGGAUGAACGUCGUCUUGGAAAGACUCCGGAACGGCGGUAUCGUGGGUGUCCUCGAAGGCAUGAGAAGAGAUCGGAUGGAAGCGUUGGGGCCAGAGGGAAGCUGA